Messenger RNA from Rotaria sp. Silwood1, 576 nucleotides. The record is from the annotation of a GenBank genome assembly. NCBI's taxonomy places the organism in Eukaryota, Metazoa, Rotifera, Eurotatoria, Philodinida, Philodinidae.
AUGAAGAAAAGUAACGAACAAAAACCUAAUAUUGUACAUCGUUUAUUAACUUCAACAUUAAAAUUCAUUAGAGACAAUCAAAAUGAUCAAUUUAAAUCAUCAAAUGAUACAUUUAAAUAUGAAUUACCCGAGAGUUUUUUCAAAGCAGUAGAAGAUGCUCGUACAAAAGCUGGAUAUGAUAUUCUUCCUCGUCAUCGUCAUCGAUCUGUUCCAUCAUCAUCUCGUCAGAAUAGUUUCUCAUCAUCAUCAUCAUCAUCAUCAUCAUCAUCACCUUCUCCACAUCGUUUACAAAAUGAUCAUAAAGCAAAACCAAAAAUCUAUCAAUCAUCAUCGGCAAAUGAUAUUGAUAAAGUUUGUAAGAAAAAAGUCCAAUUUCGUCGAACACCUCGUAAACAUGUACAAGAACAUCAAUCAAUAACAACUCCAAGAGUAUUUUCAUCUAGACCACUAUUUCGAAUGAUGAUGAAUCCUAAUUUUGUAAUGGUUAACAGAGGUCGUAGACCACGAAACUUCAUGCCAAUGCGACCACCAAUAUUUAUGCAACAACAACAAAUGUUUCGGUUGAGAUUUCGAUGA